AUGGAUGGAAUCGAAUUCUUUAAGGAAUGCUCUAUUCCACUCCAUCGGACAACCCUAACAUCUUUUCUUUUUCUAACCAAGGAAACGAACAAUUACAUUCCUUCUAUGAUUCCAUCAUACCAAACAGGUGUGUCAAUGGCUGAACAAUCAAACACCACUUUGACAGGUUUUGCAAUCAAGAGUGAAAUCUAUGCUUUUGGAGUGGUACUGUUGGAAAUACUAACAGGGAUGAAGGUGUAUGAUAUAAGGAGACCCUUUCGAAAGCAUAAACUAGUGGAAUGGGCUAUUCCAUUGCUAGCAGAUGAGGUUAAUUUGAGUGUAAUUAUGGACCCACGACUUCAAAAUAUUGAUUGUCCUCCAAAGGAAGCAUUUAUGUUCGCUCAACUUAUUUCAAAUUGUCUUCAAGCAAAACAAGACAAACGCCCAUCAAUGGAAUACAUAGCGCACGGCUUGCAUCAUUGCUACCAAAAUGAAAUCAAAACAGUUUGA
This is a messenger RNA of Lactuca sativa (garden lettuce), 489 nucleotides long. RefSeq names its product putative serine/threonine-protein kinase PIX13. The record is from RefSeq and is a predicted model, not a curated record. Gene Ontology annotation, biological process: protein phosphorylation. Gene Ontology annotation, molecular function: protein kinase activity. Lineage: Eukaryota; Viridiplantae; Streptophyta; Magnoliopsida; Asterales; Asteraceae.